AUGACACUAUUGUCACUUGCCCCAGAUGCAGCUGCGGCUGCCAAGGACUACCUGGAGCACGAUGUAUUUGGUGAGACGCCGUCAUUGCUGGAACGAAAUCGAGAUCCAAAUCAAAUUCAGGAACCUGUGGUAAGGUGUUCAGAUCAUAUGUGCCCAAUAAGGGUGCAUUGGCAUGUGAAAGAAAAUUACAAACUAUACUGGCGGGUUAAAUUGACAGUGACAAAUCUGAACAUCAUUCAAAAUUAUUCAGCAUGGAACUUGGUGGUCCAACAUCCGAACCUGCAAAGAUUGACACAAGUUUUCAGCUUCAACUAUGAACCCCUCAAUCAAUACGGAUAUAUCAGUAAGUUGUUGCAUCAAGCUAGCCUCUGUCAGAUCAUUGUUUACAAGGGACUUCAUGACUUAACAGAUGAUAUUCGAGAUCCUUCUAAGUAUGGUGCUAUUUUUGAGAUGACUGUUGGAGGUUCUGUCAAAUAUUCCGAAUUUCAGAUGCCAGAAAAUUUCUCACUUGGAGUUCCUGGCUAUAGUUGUGGACAGGCAAUUGAUGCGAUUCCCACCAAGUACACAACAGAUGGAGACCAAGGUACAUGGACUGUGGCCUGCAUGUACUCCCAGAGUUUAGCAUCACCAACACCAAGAUGUUGUGUUUCCUUGUCUGCUUUCUACAAUGACACUAUUGUCACUUGCCCCAGAUGCAGCUGCGGCUGCCAAGGACAACCUGGAGCGCGACGUGCAAUAAAGUAA
Dovyalis caffra is the source of this 744-nucleotide messenger RNA. The record is from the annotation of a GenBank genome assembly. NCBI's taxonomy places the organism in Eukaryota, Viridiplantae, Streptophyta, Magnoliopsida, Malpighiales, Salicaceae.